UAUACUUUGCAGCCCUGGUUGGUUAUCGAUAAACAACUGCUCACAUAACCUGCUGCCGCACAUAAUUAAUUUUGUCCCCCGAAAACCGCAAAUACAAAAAGGAUGCACAUCACACGCCUCGCCAUUCGCCAGAUUUCGCGCCAAGUGCAGCUGCAUCGCAUGUACAGUGCAGCGGCUCCGGCUGCCGCAGUUUCUGGAGCUGAUAAACUAGUGCCUCCCGCGCCGGAAGGCGUGGUCAAGCCACCCAAUCCAAAGCUGGACUCCAUUGUGAACAACAUCGCCGCCCUCAAUCUUCUCGAGGUGGCCGAACUGAGCACGCUGCUUAAACAGAAACUGAACCUGCCCGAGACCGCAUUUGCCCCACAAUUCGCCGCUGGGCCGGCACGUGCUGCUUCUGCCGAGGAUGAGGAGGAGGCGGCGCCCAAGCAGGUCCAGACCUCCUUCAAGGUAAAGCUGGUCAAGUUCGACGAGAAGCAGAAGGUGGCGCUGAUCAAGGAGGUGAAGAACCUGCUCGAGGGCAUGAAUCUGGUCCAGGCCAAGAAGUUUGUGGAGAGCGCACCGACCAUCGUCAAGGAGGACAUCCCCAAGGAGGAGGCCGAGAAGCUCAAGGAAGCGCUGGCCAAGGCGGGCGCCAUCAUCGAAAUCGAGUAGGAUCGACGGUGACUUCGUUUUCUUAUUCUGCGUUUAGCUGCUAGUUAUUGUUUUAAUAAAAAGCCAGGCAACAUUUGCUGUAAACUUAA
Drosophila elegans is the source of this 740-nucleotide messenger RNA. It is a transcript of the gene mRpL12, whose product is annotated as 50S ribosomal protein L7/L12. Bases 103 to 651 code for a protein of 182 amino acids. Gene Ontology annotation, biological process: translation; mitochondrial transcription. Lineage: Eukaryota; Metazoa; Arthropoda; Insecta; Diptera; Drosophilidae. Gene Ontology annotation, cellular component: mitochondrial large ribosomal subunit; ribosome. The transcript has 2 exons. Gene Ontology annotation, molecular function: structural constituent of ribosome. The record is from RefSeq and is a predicted model, not a curated record.